Messenger RNA from Wallemia mellicola CBS 633.66, 2190 nucleotides. Its product is annotated as t-SNARE. Gene Ontology annotation, cellular component: SNARE complex; endomembrane system; membrane. The transcript has 5 exons. NCBI's taxonomy places the organism in Eukaryota, Fungi, Basidiomycota, Wallemiomycetes, Wallemiales, Wallemiaceae. The coding region runs from base 1 to 876 and encodes 291 amino acids. Gene Ontology annotation, molecular function: SNARE binding; SNAP receptor activity. The record is from RefSeq and is a predicted model, not a curated record. Gene Ontology annotation, biological process: vesicle fusion; vesicle-mediated transport; intracellular protein transport.
AUGAUUACUAGAAGUAGAACGGGUCUAUACCUCAGUUAUAGGGAUAGCGCAUUACAUAACUUCACACAAGAAGAAGACCAUAGAUUGUUAGACGAUGAAGUCGUCAUAGAUUUAGAUAAAUUACCUCCGCAAUGGGUCGAUAUCACAGAGAAGAUAAAUAGCAUAUUACAAUCUACUCGUAACAAGAUAUUAAGCUUGGAUAAGCUACAUCAGAAGAGGUUGUUGCCUACAUUCAGUGAUAGAUCGCAGGAGGAGCAUGAAAUAGACACACACACAGAAGAUAUAACUAACGAUUUUAGAAGCUGUCACUCUUUAAUGUCAAAUAUUCAAAUAAAGGGUACAAUCGAUCAGGUUAGAAUCUCGAAGAAUAUACAAAGAGCGCAAGCCACUAAAAUACAAGAAUUAUCUGGUUUAUUUAGAAAGAAACAAAGAAUCUAUCUAGAGAAAUUGAAAGGUCAUACUAUCAAGGACGCAGAUAUCCUAGCUGCAUCUGGUAAAACACACGAUAAUAUUCAAUCUUUACAAGAUGACGAACAGCUUUCUCAAAUGCAAUUAAAUUCCACGCAAUUACAACUACAAGAUGAUGCUCAGUUAAAUAAGCGCGAUCUAGAGAUAAACAAUAUCGCGAAAUCUAUAGCACAGUUAGCAGAAUUAUUUAGGGAUUUAAACACUCUAGUCAUUGAUCAAGGUACUAUGCUAGAUAGAAUUGAUUUCAAUGCCCAAGGUACGAAAACUCAAGUCGAUAGCGCAGUCAAGGAGCUUAAUCAAGCGACAAAAUACCAAAGAUCGUCCGGUAAAUUGAAAUGUAUUUUCUUGUUAAUCUUACUCAUACUUCUAAUAAUUGUACUCAUAAUAUAUAAACCACAUAUGCAUUAAAUUGCUAAUUACCAAGUUCUUUACCGUCUUCAUCUUCAUCUCCCGCGUCACCAUCACCGCUUUCAGAGGCAAAUUCGUCUUCUUGUGCUUGUAAUUUACUUUCAUCUCUGGCUGCUACACUAUCGAUCGCCGCGCUGGUCAAUGGUACAUGUCUUCGGUUUUGAAGAUCGGCAUUACCACGCUUGCGAGGUGGAUGUUUUAUUCUCUUUCUUGCAACCAUGACUGGUACACUCGAUUUCUGUACAAGGUAGUGAGAGGUGGAUCCGAGCAAUAUACCCGUUAUAUCUGAUCUUCCUCUGCUACCAACGAUAGCUAAAGUUGGUUCAAUGAAAUCUAUCAUAUCAAUCAACAUAUGUCUACUAUUCUUCGCAUGUACUGCUUGACAAGUGACAAUGACGUGUAAUUUAGUCCUUUGUAACAACGAAAUUGCAUGCUUAGUUAGGUAUUGGCUGAAGGCAGCUCUUUCUCUUUGAGAUUUAGUUUUAUCUGCCUUUUUACCAUCUCUACCGUCUAAUUUGGUGUCUGUUUCCUGUACUGUUGCUAUAAAUAACUCAUCACCAUCCCUUAAAACGGUACCAAUUGCCCAUUCAACUGCGUAUUUGGAUUCGUGCGAUAAGUCGCUCGCCAAAAUGUAUCUCUUUCUUCGUCUAUUAUUAGUAAUGAGUGCUUGAUCUGGAUCGCCCUGUCUAAUUGUAAUAGUACACCUAUUCUUCUCAAACUUCGGACCGGUUAGGUUCAAAUCUAGGUUAUUACUACGUUUAUGUGGAGUAUCAUGUAAUGGUUUUGUUAUAUUAGGACCUUCAUCAAGUAAAUGCUGGUCAUCAGCAGGUGGAAGAUAAAGAGGUUUAUCAAUUAUAAACUGAGCGUUGGCUUCUGUAUUGUAGUAUAAUUCUUCAUCGUAAUUGAAUAAGUCCUCGUCGUCAGAAUCUACUUGACUGUUAUCAAAUAGGUCCUCAUCACUAACCUCAUCAUCCGCAUCAUCAAAAGCGUUAUUUUUGGGCCGGAAUGAAGACUCUGGUGCAGAUUCAGUUUCUGAUGCUGAUGUACCAUCCCUCAAUGGCUCUAAAGGUGGACUUGAACUUCUGUCAUUAUCAUUUUUUGAACUUGAUGGUCUACGUGAAGCACGAGUGAAUUUUAAACGGCGUAAAGAUGAUAAACGCCUUUUACGUUCUGCUGGAUGCCUAUGCUUUACUAUCUCAACCUCAGAUUCGUUAUCAUCACUUUCAUCAGACGAUGAUGAUGAUACUCUAGAUGUAUCUCUAUAAUUAUCUGUCAUAUUACCGUGUUUUACGCCUUCAAUCUCAUCAACCAUCG